AUGUUUUACGAGAUUGGGACUGAUCAUGGCUUGCCAUAUGAUCCAUUCAAAGCUUGCGUGGUCCCCCGACCCAUCGGCUGGAUCUCCACUCGCUCUACCUCUGGCACCGACAACCUAGCCCCUUACUCUCAAUUCACAAACCUGACUUUCGACCCGCCUUACGUCAUGUUUUCAUCCAAUCGCACACCCGAGGGAAAACGCAAAGAUACCGUCGUCAAUGCUGAGGAGACUGGCUUCUUCGGCUGGAACUUGGCUACCUAUGCACUUCGCGAGCAACUCAACAUCACAGCUCAACAGCUCGACCCCAUUGAAGAUGAAUUCGUGCAUGCAAAGUUGGAAAAGGAAGACGCGAAGAAUAUUCCUGUGCCGCUGGUCAAGGACUCACCGGUGAGGUUCGAGUGUCAAUUCGACAGAGUGAUUGAAUUACCUGGUAAUCCACCUAUGGGGACUGUCGACAUCGUCUUCGGCAAAGUCCUCGCAGUCCACAUCUCCGACACCGUGCUCACCUCUGGCAAAAUCGACAUUGCAAAAACCGAACCCAUAGCCAGGUUAGGAUACUACGAUUACGCGGUCAUCAGAGAUACCUUUGAGAUGAAGAUCCCGGGGACUAACAAAGCUUUGCUGGAUGGACUUGAGGGGAGUUCGAGGGCGAAUAGGGAGUUGGAAGGGAGGGAUGGAGGAAAAGGCGAACAAGGGCAGAGGGAGCAGGUAAAGAGGAGUCAGAGUGCUGGUGCUGGAGAGGGGAUUGGUGGGAGGGAAUAG
Messenger RNA from Aureobasidium namibiae CBS 147.97, 762 nucleotides. RefSeq lists its product as uncharacterized. The record is from RefSeq and is a predicted model, not a curated record. The transcript has 4 exons. Bases 1 to 762 code for a protein of 253 amino acids. Gene Ontology annotation, molecular function: FMN binding. NCBI's taxonomy places the organism in Eukaryota, Fungi, Ascomycota, Dothideomycetes, Dothideales, Saccotheciaceae.